GUGUCCCCCACAUCCCGCUUCUGCUUCGUUGUUCCUGGGGCCAGGCUGGACCAUGUCAUUCCGUCUUGCUGCACGUCUUGAGGUCUCAUUCACCCCCCUGACUCGUUCCAUCGUGAAUAGAUCGGCCAACCGUCCACCACCAAAGCCCCGUGCAGGCAACAUCACAACCCCAGAGGCUUUCCUUAAGGCGAUAGGACGUUCCUCGGAGACGAAGCUGACUGGUGUUGAGUCAUGGGAACAGCUGUGGCACACUAACGGCUACCAGAUGAAAAAGGCAGGACUCUCUGUACGAGACCGCAGGUAUGUCCUGUGGAGUAUGGAGAAGUUCCGCCAAGGCGAGGAUCCUGCAGACUUCGCUCAUCCGGCGAAGCCUGAGAAGAAGAUUCGAGGACGUGGACCUGCCGUGCAGAAUGGCAAACGUCUGCGCUCAAGAAGACAGUAGUAGUGACGACAAGUUCGCCGUAUAUGGCCAGCACCGUGUGUGCAUUCUAGAUCGGCAUGCGUCCUGUACCUGUAAUAAUCGCGCCCUUAAUCACAGCUUACGCUGCCGCCCGACGCUUUGUGGCUGCUUCGUCGCCUCGAGGUGUGAUUCAUGCCCUCCCUGCUGCAUGGCAGAGAGCACAGCUCGUG
Molecule: messenger RNA, 630 nt
Organism: Dichomitus squalens LYAD-421 SS1
Lineage: Eukaryota; Fungi; Basidiomycota; Agaricomycetes; Polyporales; Polyporaceae
Exons: 4
Coding region: 53-442 (129 amino acids)
Cellular component (GO): mitochondrion
Source: RefSeq, a predicted model, not a curated record